AUGACCCAGUUCUGCUCGACGUAUGAAGGCCACUUGUUGAAAAUCCAGUCUGAACGGUCAGUACUGAAGCAGGACCUGAAGAAGUACAACAUCGACCUGGAGGACAUGGAGGAGGUGCGCACCAAAGCGACUGUGAGCGUGCCGUAUCUGCACCUGGCCGUGCAGCACAAAUGGUCUUUUGCCAAGCACUUCCGCUGCAGCUCCUGCAAACACAUUAUCAAGGUAAAGAGGAGCCCAUAUAAGAAAGGCGGAAACACCUCUUCAAAAAUUGCCACCGAACUCAAAAAAAGCUGGGAUGCAAACCGCAACCACUCCAUCGUCCUAGACCUUGCCAAUGGUACGCACCACCCACUCGAAUCUCCCCUCGCCCAAUGUCCCUCCGUUCUGCGCCAUAUCCUAUUCGCGGUCUUGGCAUUUUAG
Molecule: messenger RNA, 420 nt
Organism: Gregarina niphandrodes
Lineage: Eukaryota; Apicomplexa; Conoidasida; Eugregarinorida; Gregarinidae
Exons: 2
Coding region: 1-420 (139 amino acids)
Source: RefSeq, a predicted model, not a curated record